This is a messenger RNA of Paramecium octaurelia, 369 nucleotides long. NCBI's taxonomy places the organism in Eukaryota, Ciliophora, Oligohymenophorea, Peniculida, Parameciidae. The record is from the annotation of a GenBank genome assembly.
AUGCCUCGUUCUCCAAAAGAAAUUAUUUACUCUGAAAAGUAUUGCGAUGAUGAGUUUGAAUAUAGACAUGUAAUAUUACCCGAGGAAAUAUACAAAACACUCGAAAAAAUCUAAAACUCUUAAAGACUCCAUACCGAAAAGGAAUGGAGAAGUCUUGGAGUGAAAGGAUCCCCUGGUUGGGUUCAUUACGAUUAUUACAAACCAGAACCACAUAUUCUGAUGCUUAGGAAAAAAAGAAUUGAUUUAAUAUCUCUAUUUCUAAAUAAAUAUAUCUAUUUAAUCCUAUGUAAUUAACUCAGCUUAUUCCUUUAGAGACAUCAUAGAAAAUCACACUUUAAAAAGUAAGUUGAUCGCCAUUAUGUUAAAUGA